Westerdykella ornata is the source of this 2100-nucleotide messenger RNA. RefSeq names its product lysyl-tRNA synthetase. Gene Ontology annotation, biological process: lysyl-tRNA aminoacylation. Bases 125 to 1915 code for a protein of 596 amino acids. The transcript has 5 exons. Lineage: Eukaryota; Fungi; Ascomycota; Dothideomycetes; Pleosporales; Sporormiaceae. Gene Ontology annotation, cellular component: cytosol; cytoplasm. The record is from RefSeq and is a predicted model, not a curated record. Gene Ontology annotation, molecular function: lysine-tRNA ligase activity; tRNA binding; ATP binding.
UGAAUUUCUUGGGCGGAAAUUUAAGAGUCACUACUCCGUACGGUCGUUGUUAUUCAAACACACCCGCUUCUCUUUCGCUGCGUCGUCCAGAACUAUCAAUCUUUCGUUUACUAGAUCGCCCACCAUGGCUUCCAACGAAGAUGCCGCCCCGAAGCUCUAUGAGGAUCCUGAGACCGGAGAGAUGAUCUCCAAGAGUGAGCUCAAGAAGCGUCAGAAGCACCGAGAGCAACAGAAGAAGAAGGCCGAGAAGGCUGCAAAUGCGCCGCUUCCCACACACUCCAAGGCCAAGGCCAAGGAACCCAGCGAAGACGACCUGAAUCCAAAUCAAUACUUCGAAAUCCGAUCAAGAGCAAUCAAUGCGCUCCGCGAGACCAAGAACCCUAAUCCCUACCCGCACAAGUUCCAUGUCAACACUCGAGUCGGCGACUUCCUGGAGAAGUAUGAUCAUCUCAAGAAGAAUGAAGUGUUAGAGGAUGUAGAGAUUCGCGUGGCCGUCCGAAUCAUGUCCAUUCGAUCCGCCGGAAAUGCGCUGAUAUUCUACAACUGCAAGAGCGAGGGGCAAACAAUCCAGAUCUUCUGCGAGGCUACUCGCUUCUCGAGUGAAAGCGGCAGUGCAGCAGCUUUUGCAGAGCAUCACAGCGUGUUCCGGAGAGGAGACUGGAUUGGCGUUGUUGGUGUACCGGGAAGAACCAACCCUAAGAACCGCGACACAGGCGAGCUGAGUGUUUUCGCAAAGGAUGUUGUACUCCUUGCGCCCUGCUUGCACCAACUGCCACAUGGACUCAAGGACAAGGAGAUUCGCUACCGCCAACGCUACCUUGAUCUCAUUCUGAACAACACUGCUCGCCAGACUCUCCAAACACGUUCCAAGAUUAUCAGCUAUCUCCGUCAUUACUUCGACAACAAGGGGUUCAUGGAGGUUGAGACUCCUAUGAUGAACAAGAUUCAUGGAGGUGCCACUGCUCGUCCUUUCAAGACCUAUCAUAACGACCUCAACAUGGAGAUGUUCAUGCGUGUAGCUCCCGAGCUGUAUCUCAAGAUGCUGAUAGUCGGUGGUUUCGAGAAGGUGUACGAAAUUGGCCGCCAAUUCCGCAACGAAGACAUCGACCUCACCCACAACCCCGAAUUCACCUCCAUGGAGUUCUACUGGGCAUUCGCAGACUACUACGAUCUCAUGGACCUAACAGAAGACCUCAUCACCGGCCUCGUCCAGCACGUGACAGGCGGUCUGAAGACCACCCUCCACCGCGAAGACACAGGCACCAAGUACGAAAUCAACUGGGAGCGCCCCUGGCGCCGCGUCCCCAUGAUCCCCACCCUCGAAGAACUCACGGGCGAGAAGUUCCCCCCGCCAGACCAAUUCCAUACGGACGAAACGGGCAAGUUCCUCGAAAAGGUGCUCGACAAGAUGGGCCUCGAGUGCUCCGAGCCCCGCACCAAUUCCCGCAUGAUCGACAAGCUCGUCGGCGAACUCAUCGAGCCCACCUGCGUUAACCCGACCUUCAUCACCGGACACCCGCAGGUCAUGUCCCCGCUUGCGAAGCCCGACCGCAACACGCCCGGUCUGUGCGAGCGUUUCGAAAUGUUCGCCGCGACCAAGGAACUCGCCAACGCGUAUACCGAGUUGAACGACCCGGUGAUCCAGCGCAAGCUGUUCCUGCAGCAGAUGGAGGACAAGAAGAAGGGCGAUGAUGAGGCGCAGCCCAUCGAUGAGACGUUCUUGCAUGCCAUGGAGUUUGGCUUGCCGCCGACGGGCGGUUGGGGUCUGGGAAUUGAUCGCUUGGUCAUGUUCUUGACGGACAAGUAUAAUAUCAAGGAGGUGUUGGCGUUCCCGCUCAUGAAGCCGAUUGUGGAGACCAAGACGGAGGUGGCGCCGGAUGGGAAGAAGGUCGAGGUUGUGUCUGUGACUUCUUGAGUGAUGAGUAGAGACGAGAGGAGAAAAGCGUCCUCGGGAUAGGGUAUAGAGAGCUUUUGGGGAGCCAAUGGGUUUAUGGUUUCGCCAUGAUCGUGGUGAACACGCAAGAUCAAUGCGGACGCUUAAGAUCAUCUAGUCUCCAUAUGGACAUUGGAAGCCCGUCAUUGAUUGGGCCUCACAUUCUC